GCCUCGCGCUCCGGGCUGCUCCAAUAGCAGCGAGGUCGCGAUCACAGGCCCCGCCCUGCCGCCCCGGCCCGUUUCCCUUCCCCACGGGAGUCACCUUUGCCUUACAAACGCUCGGCCCCGCCCUCUUCCUACCUUGCCGCGCUCGGCCCCGCCCCUCGCUGGCUCGACCAAUAAUCGGGUGGGUCUAGAGGCACUGGGCGGGCCCGCAGCCAAUGCGCACGCCGUGGGCGGGCCCCCGGCCGGAAUUGGGGGUGAAGCCACCGCGUUCUGCCCACAUUCGGGGCGCGGAGCUGGGGGUCCCCGGGGGGCGCCCGCAGUUAAGAUGGCGUCUGCAGCGGACGGGGACGUGGGAGAGGCUCUGGAGCAGAUGCGGGGGCUGUGGCCGGGUGUCGAGGAUCUGAGCCUUAACAAGUUGGCGUCGUCCCUGGGCGCGUCGGAACAGGCGCUGCGGCUCAUCAUCUCCAUCUUCCUGGGCUACCCGUUGGCUCUGUUUUAUCGGCAUUACCUUUUCUACAAAGACUGCUACCUCAUCCACCUCUUCCAUGCUUUUACAGGCCUCUCCAUUGCUUAUUUCAACUUCGGGCACCAGUUCUACCACUCCUUGCUGUGUGUCGUGCUUCAGUUCCUCAUCCUGCGACUCAUGGGCCGCACCGCCACUGCCGUCCUCACUACCUUCUGCUUCCAGAUGGCCUACCUUCUCGCCGGCUAUUACUACACAGCCACGGGGGACUAUGAUAUCAAGUGGACAAUGCCACAUUGUGUCCUGACGUUGAAGCUCAUUGGUCUGUCUAUUGACUACUAUGAUGGAGGCAAAGACAGGGAUUCCCUGUCCUCUGAGCAACAGAAGUAUGCCAUUCGGGGUGUCCCUUCCCUGCUGGAGGUUGCUGGCUUCUCCUACUUCUAUGGAGCCUUCUUGGUAGGGCCUCAGUUCUCGAUGAACCACUACAUGAAGCUGGUACAGGGGCAGCUGACUGACACACCAGGGAAGGUACCAAACAGCACCAUACCUGCUCUCAAGCGCCUGAGUCUGGGCCUCGUCUACCUGGUGGGCUACACCCUGCUGAGCCCCCACAUCACAGACGACUAUCUUCUCUCUGAAGACUAUGAUCACCGCCCUUUCUGGUUCCGCUGCAUGUACAUGCUGGUCUGGGGCAAAUUUGUGCUGUACAAAUACGUCACCUGUUGGCUGGUCACAGAAGGAGUGUGCAUUUUGUCGGGGCUGGGCUUUAAUGGCUUUGAAGAGAACGAGAAAGCAAAAUGGGACGCGUGUGCCAACAUGAAGGUGUGGCUCUUCGAAACAACUCCUCGCUUCAAUGGCACCAUCGCCUCCUUCAACACCAACACCAAUGCCUGGGUAGCCCGUUACAUCUUCAAACGCCUCAAGUUUCUUGGAAAUAAAGAACUCUCACAGGGUCUCUCCUUGCUGUUCUUGGCUCUCUGGCACGGCCUACACUCAGGAUACCUGAUUUGCUUCCAGAUGGAAUUCCUCAUUGUUAUUGUGGAAAAGCAGGCCGCCAACCUAAUUCGGGAGAGCCCCACCCUGAGCAGCCUGGCUUCCAUCACUGCCCUGCAGCCCAUCUACUACUUGGUGCAGCAGACCAUCCACUGGCUCUUCAUGGGCUACUCCAUGACCGCCUUCUGUCUCUUCACAUGGGACAAAUGGCUUAAGGUGUACAGAUCCAUCUACUUCCUUGGACACACCUUCUUCUUGAGCCUACUAUUCAUAUUGCCUUACAUUCACAAAGCAAUGGUGCCAAGAAAAGAGAAGUUGAAAAAACGGGAAUAACGCAUUUCCCUGGUGGCCGAGAGCUGGACUGGUGCAGAAACUACUUGUCUCCCUUCUCACAGCACUCCUCGCCCCGAGCAGAUGCCAGGAGCUGGAAGUCACAGCCCUCCCGGCUGCGCCUCUGCUACAGCCAAGUCUUCACCAGGCCAAAGGGGAAGCUCUUGUGGGAGGAGCAGAGGGGCUGCACCCCCUUUGGACUCCCCCAUGCACGUUGCCUUAUCUCUUCCCUCUAGCCAGGAACCUAUUGUGUCUCUCCUCUGCCAAUCUACUACGAUUGUAUAUGUGCCGAUACCGCCGCCCCCCCAUGGGGGGAGGGAAGGGUACAAGGCCCUGCCUGCUCCAUUUUUCUAUCUUGGAACUAUACCAGAUAAAAUCACUUCUGUUGUUCAGUUUUUCA
This is a messenger RNA of Peromyscus californicus insignis, 2183 nucleotides long. It is a transcript of the gene Lpcat3, whose product is annotated as lysophosphatidylcholine acyltransferase 3. Bases 323 to 1786 code for a protein of 487 amino acids. Gene Ontology annotation, molecular function: 1-acylglycerophosphocholine O-acyltransferase activity; lysophospholipid acyltransferase activity. NCBI's taxonomy places the organism in Eukaryota, Metazoa, Chordata, Mammalia, Rodentia, Cricetidae. The transcript has 13 exons. Gene Ontology annotation, cellular component: membrane. Gene Ontology annotation, biological process: lipid modification; phosphatidylcholine biosynthetic process. The record is from RefSeq and is a predicted model, not a curated record.